CCUUGUGCUGGUGACUGGCUUCCCUACACAGUGUCAGAGUCACGGCAGAGAACAAGAGCUGCAGUUUGCGCCGUGUUUACAAUUCUGGCUGUAAAUCGCCGCCAUGAAGACUCUCGGCGUAACUGCUGUAGUCUUCUGCAUAUUUCUGGUCAUAAAGAACACUGCAGCUGAUCAACGGACUGAGCAAGAUCUUCGCAAAGAAAAGGAGUCUUUUCUGGCCAAAAGAAUCGCUGAAGGUGACCCUGACCGUGAAUUCAGAGAGAGUAUCCAGGAGAGCAGCGUCCGGGAGAGAAGAGGAGGUCCUGGCAAUGAUGUGGAAAAGUUGGGAAAGAUAAAAAAUACCAUCGGGAGUAAAAGGGACAAUGUCCAUGUAAGAAAUGGAAUAAAGCACCGAGUUAAAGAAGAUGGGAAGAAACGCAUUUCCAACGAGGACUCCAAACGACGCUUCGGUACAAAUAAGUUUAAACCUUCCCAAGUCAAGAAUAUAAACAAGUAUAGCCGAAUCAAGACUGGUGAUAAGCGUAGCCUUAUCAAGAACAGAAAGAAAAAGCUUUCAUCGAAGAGGGCUGAAAGAGGUGAGGCCAUUAAGAAUAAGAAAAGUCGUCCCGAGCAGAAGGGGAAAAAAAUUCGUGAUGGACUACGCAAAACUGGCGCAAGACCUCAUGACGAUGACCGAGAGAAACGUCACCGAAACGAGAAGACGGAAACUGAUCGCGACAUCAAGACACAGUCGGCUAAAGGGAGGAAGACACAGUCGGCUAAAGGGAGGAAGACACAGUCGGUUAAAGGGAGGAAGACACAGUCGGCUAAAGGGAGGAAGACACAGUCGGCUAAAGGGAAGAAGACACAGUCGGCUAAAGGUAGUAAGACACAGUCGGCUAAAGGGAGGAAGACACAGUCGGCUAAAGGGAGGAAGACACAGUCGGCUAAAGGGAGGAAGACACAGUCGGCUAAAGGGAGGAAGACACAGUCGGCUAAAGGGAGGAAGACACAGUCGGCUAAAGGGAGGAAGACACAGUCGGUUAAAGGGAGGAAGACACAGUCGGCUAAAGGGAGGAAGACGCAGUCGGCUAACGGGAGGAAGACACAGUCGGCUAAAGGGAGGAAGACACAGUCGGCUAAAGGGAGGAAGACACAGUCGGCUAAAGGUAGGAAGACACAGUCGGCUAAAGGGAGGAAGACACAGUCGGCUAAAGGUAGGAAGACACAGUCGGCUAAAGGGAGGAAGACACAGUCGGCUAAAGGGAGGAAGACACAGUUGGUUAAAGGGAGGAAGACACAGUCGGCUAAAGGGAGGAAGACACAGUCGGCUAAAGGGAGGAAGACACAGUCGGCUAAAGGGAGGAAGACACAGUCGGCUAAAGGUAGGAAGACACAGUCGGCUAAAGGGAGGAAGACGCAGUCUGAUAAAGGGAGGAAGAAGCAGUCGACUAAAAAGAGGAAGUUGGAAGAAAGGAAUAAAAAACUCAACAAAGUGGCAAGGAAGAACAAAGCCAAAAGCCAAAGUGACGGGAAGAUGGGCGAAGAAAUUAGUGCACAGAAAACUAGGAGCAAAAAACUAUUAAAAUCAACAAAAAAUAAUGACAUUCGGAAAGACAGAAACAAAAAACAUAAAAGUGGCAAAAUAGGCAAAAAUCAGAAGAAGAAUAAACAAAACGAGGACGAAAAAGAACGUAAGGCCGACAAAGCAACACAGAAAAAGAAGCCUGCACAUCACGGAGGAAGCGGGGAACACUAUCCCCGCCCCCCACAAGGAGGAAAAAAGUGCAAGACUACUAAAAAGUGCACAAAAAUCGGCGGGAAGUGCACCUUGAAGAACAAGUGUAAGACCAGAGGUGUGGACGGCAAGUGCCAGGGAGCAUCGUGCUACUGUUGUCUCUCGGCAUGUGCACUGAAACCCAAAAAGAAGUGUCAGAAAUACAAGGGCGUGUGCAAGAAGAAGUGCGGGUCGACAGAGCGCCAGAUAGCCAAGGGCUGCUCCAACAAGAAGUGUGUCUGCUGUGCCAAGGCUUGCAAGCCCACGGACCAGUGUAAGAUGAAUGGAGGCUACUGUGUGGACAAGAAGAAGUCAUGCAAAGGAUGGGUCAACAAGGAUGGCUGCAAGGGAACCAAAUGUCUCUGUUGUUAUCCACAUUUGUAA
Messenger RNA from Procambarus clarkii (red swamp crayfish), 2140 nucleotides. The record is from RefSeq and is a predicted model, not a curated record. NCBI's taxonomy places the organism in Eukaryota, Metazoa, Arthropoda, Malacostraca, Decapoda, Cambaridae.